This is a messenger RNA of Cylas formicarius (sweet potato weevil), 1492 nucleotides long. RefSeq names its product tear acid lipase-like protein. The coding region runs from base 91 to 1170 and encodes 359 amino acids. The transcript is spliced from 8 exons. The record is from RefSeq and is a predicted model, not a curated record. Lineage: Eukaryota; Metazoa; Arthropoda; Insecta; Coleoptera; Brentidae.
GGCUGUGGCUGUUGUACAGGGAGUAAGAAUUGCUGGAGAAACUACUACGACGUUCUGGAUGUGUCAGGAAUAGCCAGAACGUGGGGAUUUAUGACCGAAAAUUACUCUCUAACGUUGGACGACGGGUAUAUUAUUACGGUAUUUAGAGUAUACAAUGAAAUUACCCAAAAUACUCCUAUAGUGCUGGGCCAUGGCUCGCUAACCAAUCCUAUUUGUUGGAUGUUUUCCGGCAACAACUCUCUCUCUUAUGUUUUGGGGAACAAGGGAUACGACGUUUGGAUGGUUAGUUUUCGAGGUACUUCUUAUAGUAACGAACAUGUAUAUCUUUCAUCUAAAGAUCAUAAGUACUGGCAAUUCACCUUCCACCAAAUGGGAAUUUACGACUUAAAAUCAACCCUUGACUUGGUCUACAACACCACAAAUCAAAAAGCCAUUUACAUAGGAUAUUCAAUGGGGACAACCAAUAGCUAUGUGUAUUGCUCUUUGCUUCGGAGCCAUUGUGAGGAAAGACUUUUGGGAGUUAUUUCUUACGCACCUGUAGGUUAUUUACAGGACGCUAAGGGAGUCUUGCCAAUUUUGUGGCAGCCUUUUAUUUGGCCCACAGUGAAGGCAUUAACGUAUACAUUCUUCAAUGGUGAAUUUCUGAAAGUAACUCCGAUUUAUCAAUUUUUUACUAAGAUAGUCGCCGCAUCGCCUUUGGGAAACUACGUGAUGGCUUUCCUUCUAGGACUAUCCCAAGGAAUUCAUAUCAACACAAUUGACCCGAGUUAUUUUCCUGUUGUAAUAAUCAGAUGGUUAGACAGUGUUGGAAUCGAAGUCUACACUCAUUAUUCUCAAAUGAUGAUCGGCAAAAAUUUUAGUCUGUUCGAUUACGGCAAGCAAGGGAACAUCGAACAUUAUUCUCAAGAAUAUCCUCCCGCCUAUCCCACUCAUGACAUUUCCGUUCCUGUAGCGAUGUUUGUUGGAAAGAACGAUUAUCUCUCCACAUUAACGUCUUCCAUGAAGUUGUACAACAUGCUAAAUUCAAAGUCGCGGUGCGGUUACCAAAUUUUGGAAGAUCCACAAUGGAGUCAUUACGACUUUGCCAUUGCCAAAACUUUACCGAUUCUACAUCGACUCACAUUCGCGAAAAUUAAAGACAUGCAACAGAAAACAUGCAUUUCGGCAUGACCUCAAGCCAUAAUUAUAAACAAUGAAGUGGAUAAAUAAGAUCAAUGUGCUAGGUAGUCUCGACCAGUUAUUAUUAUAUUUAAAAUAUUUCUCUUACCAGAUGUAUGUUGCUCUUAUAUGUGUAAACCAGAAGAUAAGUAAGUAAGUAAUACUUGUAAAAAGUUUAAAAAAUAUUAUAUAAUAAUGUUCAACAAAAUUUGUUUUGCUUCUAUACUUUUUCGUUUCUUUUCCCCUAAAUAUUUCAAGUUUAGUAUGCAUUCAUUAAAUGGAAUUGCAUUAUGACACAUCUAUUGAUAUAUGCUUCUGGUUGAGAUCAAAUGAA